AUGCGUCGCUAUCAGGGCCUCCUUCCUUGGUCUGUUUUGCUGGCUUCACUUGGAGGAGCACAGGCGAAGCUGGACUUGGACUCGACCAGCAACAUCGUUGUUUACUGGGGGCAGAACUCUUUUAAUGGAAAGGGAGAUGAGGCCCAGCAGCCUUUGGCAUACUACUGCGAUAAUGACGAUAUUGAUGUGAUACCGAUGGCCUUCAAUAUGAUGGUCAAUGGCCCAGGAGGCGCUCCAGAGAUUGAUUUCUCCAUUACCAGCAAGGACUGCGAUGUCUUUGAGGGCACUCAAUUGAAGAAUUGUCCCUCAAUUGGCAAGGACAUUGCGACGUGCCAAAAGAAGAACAAGACGAUUCUUCUUUCAAUCGGUGGAGCCACUUAUAGCGAGGGGGGCUUCAAAUCUGAGGAAGAUGCCAAGGACGGCGCGAAGCUGAUGUGGGAGACUUUUGGCCCCAAGCAAGAGGGCUCCAAAGCUCUUCGUCCCUUCGGUGACGUCGCCUUGGAUGGGUUCGACUUCGACUUUGAGGCCAAUGUCCAACACAUGGCACCCUUCGCCAAUGAGCUGCGCUCGCUAAUGAACGCAGAUAAGAGCAAGCAGAAGUUCUACUUGACAGCAGCACCACAAUGUCCCUACCCCGACCAGGCAGACAAAGAGAUCCUCAACGGCCCUGUGUAUAUCGACGCUAUCUGGGUGCAGUUCUAUAACAACUUUUGUGGCGUCCACAACUUCAACACCGAUAGCUCCAUCAGCAAAUACAACUUCGAAGAGUGGGACAACUGGGCUAAGACGGUGUCUAAUAACAAGGAUGUCAAGGUCAUCAUCGGCGUUCCGGCAUUCACUACCGCGGCUAGCACAGGGUAUAUCCCUGCAUCGCAGUUGGCCAAGGUGAUUGAAUACACGAAGAAGUUCGAGAGUUUUGGGGGUGUUAUGAUGUGGGAUGCUACACAGGCAUAUGGCAAUGAAGGCUUUAUCGAGGACGUUCGAAAAAGCCUGGGCCCUGCGAAUGAUUCCGGUUCGUCGUCGCCCGAUCCGGUGUCAACCUCGGCACCUACCUCUACGUCCACUGACUCAACGAAGACAACAAAACCCACGGACCCAACCACAGCAACAAACCCAACUACGACAACCACGACAACGAUAACAACAACGAUAACGACGACUAUGUCGUCUUCCAAUGCACCCGACUCCUCACACUCGUCUUCCUCCUCCUCAUCUGCUUCUGCUACGCCCAAGGGAGUUGAAGGAACCAAUACCUCCGAUGAACAAAAACCCACCGUUACAACAACGACUACUGUCGCUACCAAUAGCGCAAGUCACAAGCCUGAAAACACAGAGGCAAAGCCGACUAUUGCUGCAUCCACAUCUGCUGAGACAACUGCGGUCCCCACCUCGACUGCUAGCCCACAGAAUGAGAACAACCCGAACAAGGAUGACUCGCACGAUAAUUCAGAUGAUAAAUCAAAGGAUGACAACAAUAGCAAGCCUGUCAUCUCUAUUCUCGGCACCGACCUUCUUAGUUUGCUGGAUGGCAUCCGGAAAGGGAACAAGGUCGUUAGCGGCGUCGCCCAUGAUCUUACUAACAAUCUCCGACAUGCUCAGCGUAACCGUACCUGA
This is a messenger RNA of Penicillium expansum, 1614 nucleotides long. Its product is annotated as glycoside hydrolase family 18 protein. NCBI's taxonomy places the organism in Eukaryota, Fungi, Ascomycota, Eurotiomycetes, Eurotiales, Aspergillaceae. Gene Ontology annotation, cellular component: extracellular region. Gene Ontology annotation, molecular function: chitinase activity. The transcript has 5 exons. The coding region runs from base 1 to 1614 and encodes 537 amino acids. The record is from RefSeq and is a predicted model, not a curated record. Gene Ontology annotation, biological process: carbohydrate metabolic process.